Molecule: messenger RNA, 3518 nt
Organism: Misgurnus anguillicaudatus (oriental weatherfish)
Lineage: Eukaryota; Metazoa; Chordata; Actinopteri; Cypriniformes; Cobitidae
Source: RefSeq, a predicted model, not a curated record
UUAGAUCAUGGAGAUAGCAAACCGUUUGAUGGACCCGGUCAGGUUCUGGCUCACGCCAACCCUCCUGGUCCAAAAAAAGGAGGAGAUACACACUUUGAUGAGGAUGAGAAAUGGACAUUAAGUUCACAAGGUAUCAACCUGUUUUUGGUGGCUGCCCAUGAAUUUGGUCAUGCGCUAGGAUUAGAUCACUCUGAAGAUCGAUCGGCUCUCAUGUUUAAAAAUUACCAAUAUGUCAACACAAAUGGCUAUAAACUUCCCGAGGAUGACCGACUUGGGAUCCAGGCUCUGUAUGGGGUACGAGGAUCUACAGAUAAACCUAAACCAAAGCCUGAGCCAAAACCAGAGCCAUGCAAUCCUGACUUAGUUUUUGAUGCAGCAACCAGCAUUUGGGGAGAUCUGUACUUCUUUAAAAAUGGAUACUACUGGAAGAAAGGAUAUUACAGUGGACUUUCACAGCAUAAAAUAAGCUCUUUGUGGCCAUCUAUUGAUUCUGUUGAUGCUGCUUACACAGCGAAGGACAAAAAAACUGCCUUCCUCUUUAAAGGUCAGCAGUACUGGGGUGUCAGAGAUGGCAAAAUCUUACCUGGAUAUCCCAAACCCAUUUCCAGCAUUGGGUUUCCCUCUUAUGUGAAAAAGAUUCAUGCAGCCGUAUAUGUGGCAUCCACUGAUGAAACUCUGUUCUUUGUUGGAAGCAAAUAUUGGAGCUACAAUGGACGGACAGGUAAACCGGGCUUUUCUAAAAGAAUUCGAGAUAAUUUCCCUGGAAUUGGGUCACGUGUGGAUGCUGCUUUUGAAAAUAGGGGUUACAUGUAUUUCUCAAAUGGUGCACAGCAAUUUGAGUAUGACUUCAGAGCAAAACGAGUGAAUCGUGUUCUGAAGAAUUAUGCAUGGUUGAACUGUCAGCAGUACUGGGGUGUCAUAGACGGCAAAAUCUUACCUGGAUAUCCCCAACCCAUUUCCAACUUUGGGUUUUUCCCAUCUGUGAAAAAGAUUGAUGCAGCCGUAUAUGUGGCAUACACUGACGAAACUCUGUUCUUUGUUGGAAGCAAAUAUUGGAGGUUACCUACACCAAAGCUUCAUCCCAGACCAUCAGAGCAGAUUUUUGCGACAAGUAUGGAGCACCUGACAGUUCUCGCUCUGGCAAUUGCCGUGUGCUUAGCUCUUUGUAAUGCUUCCCCACUGCUGACAACGCCAGAUGACCGUCGAAUAGCAGAGGAUUAUUUAGCACAAUUCUACAAGGAUCCUGAUGCGCCUCAGCGGCGUGGCAGAAGUUUGUCCCUUUCCAAUUUUGAGAAAGAUCUGAAAGCCAUGCAAGACUUUUUUGGGCUGGAGGUCACAGGCAAGCUGGACACAAACACUCUGGAGGUGAUGAAACAACCGCGCUGUGGUGACAGUGAUUUGGUGGGAUACAGACAAUAUAAAGGAAAGUCCAUAUGGAAGCAAAGUGUUUUAACAUACAGAAUAACUGAAUACACAUCGAAGUUGAACAGGAGUGAAGUAGACGCCACUAUCGCUAAAGCCUUCAAGCUGUACAGUGAUGUCAUUCCUCUUGAUUUUAAACAGAUCUACAGCGGCACAGCCGAUAUCAUGAUUCUCUUCAAAGCUCGUGAUCAUGGAGAUUCAAAACCAUUUGAUGGACCCGGUAAGGUUCUGGCUCAUGCUUACCACCCUGGUCCAGAACAAGGAGGAGAUGCACACUUCGAUGAGGAUGAGAAAUGGACAUUAAGUUCACAAGAUAAGAACCUGCUUUUGGUGGCUGCUCAUGAAUUUGGUCACGCGCUAGGAUUAAAUCACUCUAAAAACCGAUCGUCUAUCAUGUAUCCAACUUACCAAUAUGUGAACACAAAUGGCUAUAAACUUCCCCAGGAUGACCGACUCGGGGUCCAGGCUCUGUAUGGGGUUCGACCAUCUACAGAUAAACCUGCCCCAAAGCCCGAGCCUAAACCAUGCAAGCGUGACUUAGUAUUUGAUGCAGCAACCAGGAUUGAUGGGGAACUGCAUUUCUUUAAAAAUGGAUUGUACUGGAAGAAGAAAAUAUAUAAGAAUACGCUUUCAUUGCAUAAAAUAAGCUCUUUGUGGCCUUCUAUUGAUUCUGUUGAUGCUGCUUAUACAUCGAAGGACAAAAACACUGCCUUUCUGUUUAAAGGUCACAAGUACUGGGUCAUCAGAGGCAGCAAAACUUUGCCUGGAUAUCCUAAACCCAUUUCUAACUUUGGGUUUCCCUCUUAUGUAAAAAAGAUUGAUGCAGCAGUAUAUGUGGCAUCCAUUGAUGAAACUCUGUUCUUUGUUGGAAGCAAAUAUUGGAGCUUCAGUAAAUGGAAAGGUAAAAUGGACCAAGGCUUUCCCAAAAGCAUUCAGCAAAACUUCCCUGGAAUUGGGUCACGUGUGGAUGCUGCUUUUGAAAAUGCUGGUACCCUUUAUUUCUUAAAUGGUGUGCAAAAAACUAAGUAUGAUUUUCGCUCAAAACAAGCAAAUAGUGUACGGUUAAAUUUUAGAUGGCACAACUGCACGUAUAACUGAAAAUGUAUACAGUUUAUUUUAUCUUACGUAUUCCUAAUACAUUUUCUGUUUUAUAUGGGGAAAGCUAUAAAAAUAUAUUGGCUUUAGUAAUAAAUGUAUUUUAACUUAUGAAUUAAUUUUAACCUCUGAAUGAAUUUAAAUGUUAUAGCAUGUCUCAUGUUACUGCCUUCUCAGAAUGAAUCUAAAUAUUUGUUGUAGUCCUUCAUUUAAUUUAGAGCGUAUGUCAAAGGUAUGGAUGUAAAUGUAAUAACUGAUCUGAAUUGAUGGCUGUUCUGUACAGUAUAAAACCAAAUUAACAUAAAUAAAAGAAUACAGUUUACAUGUACAAGGAACUUGUUUAGGUUUACUGGUGCUUAACACUAACAGUGAAAACGACAAUACUGUAGGCUUAAUAAGGACAUUAGAUAACAGAUUUAAUAAAGCAAUAAGCCCCAUGAAGCAGUGGGUUACCAGUGCAUUUUAUAACAGCUAAGGGGCGUUGUUAGGCACUACGCGAAGCUGUUAUAAUAUGCACUGUAACCCCACUGCUUCGCGGGGUUUAUUGCGUUUAUAAAACGGUUACUUCAUAUGCAUAACGUUAGCGUGAUUUUAUAAAAUAAAACACAAAUAAGUUGUAAUUAUAUUAGUACAAAUAUUACUCUUCCGCCAAAGAAAGUAGUUCCCCAGAAUCAAGUGCGACUGAAACAGAGCGCAGUUCCCAACCAACACAGAAGCAGCAAAGACACAUUGAAAAUAUGAUUUAAGACGGUGGUGUUUAUUUUUAUAAAUCAACAUUCAUCCAAAUUCAUACAUUACCUUUAUAUCGUGCAACUGUUGAAGUGAUGAUCAAAUAAUUGGAAACUCUUUCCCCAUCAGCGUUUUUUUGUUUUGUUUGUUUUUUUAAGUUGCCACCCAGUUUUGGUUUAAUGCCUUACAGAAAAAUUAUCUUCUUUAAAUAAACACAAAAUAUCAAAUGAAAUAACAGACCAUCCGCUUUCAAAAAAAAAAAAAAAAAGUUU